AUGGCGACACCCUCCACGGACGACGCAGAGAGUCAGCGGCCGUCGACUUCGCGCCCUUCCCAAGACUCACUCUCUUCCGUAUCAACAACAAGUCUUGUCUUCGAUCGAAUUCAACAAGAGAUGGACAGGGACCCUUCGGCCAGCCGUACUGGUGCACGAGACUUGUCGCUCACGACCAAAGAUGAGGGCGACUACGAGGACGCCUCUGAGACGGGCGCUUUCCUCGGACAGCCAGGCGUGCCAUUGCAACAGAAGCCAAUGGACAGGGGCCUCCGGCGAGUCUUGACAAUCAUCGCUGCUGUUUUCGUUGGAGCUUGGCUUGCCGGGCCAGGCGUUUUUCUCCUCUCCGGCUCCUACAGACACGGGAGCGACUCAGAGCAUGAUCCCGAUUCCACGUCGAGAGGAUCUGGCAAAGACGUCACCAUGGACCAAGUGCUUGGAGGUUUCUGGUCUGCCAAAUCCCGUGGCAUCAGCUGGAUAAAAGAUCCUGAUGGUGGCGAUGGUCUUUUGCUCGAGGUCGAUUCUGCAAGUGGCUACCUGGUCGUAGAGGAUGUACGCGCCGACAAGCGAGGCAACGAUAUCGCGUCUCGGCAAACCGUCGACACCCAGCCCGCCAAGCCUCGAGUACUGAUGAAGGAUGCUAACUUCAUGUACAAUAAUGAAAUAAAAAGGCCUGACUGGAACGAGCCCAGCCCGGACCUGAAAAAGGUUCUGUUGGCUGUCGACGUCGAAAAGAACUGGCGCCAUUCCUUCCGGGCAACGUAUUUCAUCCUCGAUGUCGACACCGCCCAAGUUCAACCCCUCGUGCCCGACAAUGUCAACGCCAGAGUGCAGCUGGCCAACUGGAGCCCCAAGAGUGACGCCGUUUCCUUCACCAUGGACAACAACAUCUACAUCCGUCGCCUGGGCCAAGCUAAUGACGUGGUGCAAAUUACCAAGGACGGAGGACCCGAGUACUUUUACGGUAUCCCCGACUGGGUCUACGAAGAAGAAGUCUUCUCCGGCCGCUCAGCAACCUGGUGGUCCGACGACGCCAGGUAUCUCGCAUUUCUGCGAACCAACGAGACGGCCGUGCCCGAAUACGCCAUCCAGUACUACAUUCAACGUCCGUCAGGCAAGAAACCCGCCGUGGGCGAGGAGGCAUACCCCGACCUUCGCAAGAUCAAGUACCCUAAACCAGGAGCGCACAAUCCCGUUGUCGAUGUACAGUACUACGAUAUUUCAAAGGGCGAUGUUUUCUCCAUCCCCACCCCCGGCGAAUUCCCCAACCACGACCGCAUCAUCUCCAACGUCCUCUGGGCCGGCAACAAGGUACUCCUCAAGCAGUCCAACCGCAUUGGUGACUUCCUCAAAGUCAUUCUUGUCGACCCCUCGGAACGCCAAGCCAAAAUCGUCAACAGCAUCAACAUCGCCGAAAUUGACGGCGGAUGGUUUGAGAUCUCACACACAAUGACAUACAUCCCGGCCGACCCCAGCAGAGGCCGCCAGCAAGACGGCUACGUGGACACGGUUAUCCACGAGGGCUACGAGCACGUCGGCUACUUUACACCCAUUGACAACCCCAAGCCAAUCAUGCUCACAGAUGGCUCGUGGGAAGUUGAAGAUGCCCCGUCAGCAGUCGACCUAGACAACAACCUCGUCUACUUUGUCGCCACCAAAGAAUCCUCCAUCCAGCGCCACGUCUACUCAGUCAAGCUAGAUGGCUCCAACCUGACCUCACUGACCGACACCUCCUCCGAGGGCUACUACGGAGUAUCAUUCUCCUCGCGCGCUGGCUUCGCGCUCCUUUCCUACAAAGGUCCCAAAAUACCAUACCAAAAAGUCAUUUCCACCCCUUCCAACCCGGUCCAGUUCUCCCGCACCGUCGAGGACAACGCCGACCUCGCGGACAAGGCCAAAAAACACAAGCUCCCCAUCCUCCAAUACGGCACCCUCCAGCUGCCCGACGGCGUGUCCGUCAACUACCUCGAGCGCCGGCCACCACAUUUCAACCCCAAGAAGAGAUACCCCAUUCUCUUCCAGCAAUACUCGGGCCCAAAAUCCCAGGCCGUCACCAAGAGAUUCGCCGUUGACUUCCAGUCUUACGUCGCCUCAUCCCUUGGCUACCUCGUCGUGACCGUUGAUCCGCGUGGCACAGGCUUCCUCGGGCGCCAGCAUCGCGUCGCCGUCCGGUCGCAGCUCGGCCUUCUCGAAGCCCAAGACCACAUCGCCGCGGCAAAACACUACGCGUCCCUCCCCUACGUCGACCCCUCGCGCCUCGCAAUAUGGGGCUGGUCCUACGGCGGCUUCCAGACCCUCAAAACGCUCGAAGUGGACGCCGGCGAGACAUACUCCUACGGAAUGGCGGUGGCCCCCGUCACCGACUGGCGCUUCUACGACAGCAUCUACACAGAGCGCUACAUGCGUCUACCGCAGGACAACGUCGCCGGCUACGACGCGUCAGCCGUCCAUAACGCCACCGCCCUCGGCAUGAGCAAGCGCUUCCUCGUCAUGCACGGCACCGCCGACGACAAUGUCCAUUUCCAGAACUCCCUCAAAGUGUUAGAAUACUUGGAUCUAGCAGAGAUAGAAAACUACGACGUGCACGUGUUCCCAGACAGUGAUCAUAGCAUUACGUUCCACGGCGCCAAUAGGAUGGUGUACGAUCGACUAAAUGACUGGCUCAUUAAUGCAUUCAAUGGCGAGUGGCUCAAGAUAGCGCACCCAAAGCCUGUUGACGCCAGGAAGAGGCGGCACGUGUAG
Metarhizium album ARSEF 1941 is the source of this 2742-nucleotide messenger RNA. Its product is annotated as dipeptidyl aminopeptidase. Gene Ontology annotation, molecular function: dipeptidyl-peptidase activity; serine-type peptidase activity. The transcript has 2 exons. The record is from RefSeq and is a predicted model, not a curated record. Gene Ontology annotation, biological process: proteolysis. The coding region runs from base 1 to 2742 and encodes 913 amino acids. Lineage: Eukaryota; Fungi; Ascomycota; Sordariomycetes; Hypocreales; Clavicipitaceae.